AUGGCCACCAGAGGUCUAACGCUUCUCAAUUUUUUUCUCUCUUUCCAGGAUGGCUCAUACUUGGCAGAAUUCCUGCUGGAGAAAGGAUACGAGGUCCAUGGAAUUGUACGGCGAUCCAGUUCAUUUAAUACAGGUCGAAUUGAACAUUUAUAUAAGAAUCCACAGGCUCACAUUGAAGGAAACAUGAAGUUGCACUAUGGUGACCUCACCGACAGUACCUGCCUGGUGAAAAUCAUCAAUGAAGUCAAGCCUACAGAGGUCUACAAUCUUGGUGCCCAGAGCCAUGUCAAGAUAUCCUUUGACUUAGCAGAGUACACUGCAGAUGUUGAUGGAAUUGGCACCUUGCGGCUUCUGGAUGCAAUUAAGACUUGUGGCCUUAUAAAUUCUGUGAAGUUUUACCAAGCCUCAACAAGUGAACUAUAUGGAAAAGUGCAGGAAAUACCCCAGAAAGAGACCACACCUUUCUAUCCAAGGUCACCAUAUGGUGCAGCCAAACUCUAUGCUUACUGGAUUGUUGUGAACUUCCGCGAGGCUUAUAAUCUCUUUGCAGUGAAUGGCAUUCUCUUCAAUCACGAGAGUCCUAGAAGAGGAGCAAAUUUUGUUACUCGAAAAAUUAGCCGGUCAGUAGCUAAGAUUUACCUUGGACAACUGGAAUGUUUCAGUUUGGGAAAUCUGGAUGCCAAACGAGACUGGGGCCAUGCCAAGGACUAUGUAGAGGCUAUGUGGCUGAUGUUGCAAAAUGAUGAGCCAGAAGACUUUGUUAUAGCCACUGGGGAAGUUCAUAGCGUCCGUGAAUUUGUUGAGAAAUCAUUCAUGCACAUCGGAAAAACCAUUGUGUGGGAAGGAAAGAAUGAAAAUGAAGUGGGCAGAUGUAAGGAGACCGGCCAAGUCCAUGUGACUGUGGAUCUGAAGUACUACCGACCAACAGAAGUGGACUUUCUGCAGGGAGACUGCUCCAAGGCGCAGCAGAAACUGAACUGGAAGCCCCGCGUUGCCUUUGAUGAGCUGGUGAGGGAGAUGGUGCAGGCCGACGUGGAGCUCAUGCGGACCAACCCCAAUGCCUGAGCACCUCUGCAAAGAUUCGGAGGCAUGCGGAGCCAGCAAAUCAGAGUCCAGCCACUCCUGCGACCAUCGACCCUUGACCUCCUGUGUUGUCCCCACAGCUAAGAGCUGGGCUAUAAAUUUGCAGGCACCAGGAGGGGACACUCCAGAGCUAAGGCCUCUUUGUUUUUGUCGAAGGCCUUUCUGAAUGGUUUUGGGAAAUCAAGAAGUGUUAAUCACAUAUUCAUUUUACUUGAAAUUAUGUCACUAGACAACUUAAAUUUUGGAGCCUUGAGAUUGUUUCUCUCUUUUCUUAUUAAAUGAUCUUUCUAUGAACCAGCA
This is a messenger RNA of Myodes glareolus (Bank vole), 1383 nucleotides long. The record is from RefSeq and is a predicted model, not a curated record. NCBI's taxonomy places the organism in Eukaryota, Metazoa, Chordata, Mammalia, Rodentia, Cricetidae.